Meloidogyne enterolobii is the source of this 825-nucleotide messenger RNA. The record is from the annotation of a GenBank genome assembly. Lineage: Eukaryota; Metazoa; Nematoda; Chromadorea; Rhabditida; Meloidogynidae.
CACGCACAAUGGAUGGGGGUAACUACGUCAAAACUCAGCGAGAUGAGAGGAAAGCAUUUUUUGCUGUCACCUUUAGGCAAAGCAAAUAAUAUUUGAAGAGGAGAGAAUUUACGUCGGAGGUCGAACGCUUUUUUAAAGCAUUUUAAAAAGGGAAAGAAGAGGAUAAAGGAUGUUUAUGGGGAGAAGGAGGAUAUUACGAGGGGAGGAGGCUGUUAGGAGGAUGUUUGGGGGGGGGAUAGGAUGUUGGGUGGGUAAGAGGCUUUUAUAAUAGGAAGAUGUUUAGGGUGGUGGGAUGUUGGAGGAAAGGGAUGAUGGGAAAAGGAGAAUGUUGGGGAGAAGGAUGCUGUUAGGAGGGAAGAGGCUAUUAGGAGGAUGUUUGGGGGUAUAGGAUGUUGGGUAGGAAAGGGAGGAUGGGAAAGGAGGAUGUUGGUGGGAAGGAGGAUGCUGUUUGGAAUGGAUCCUUCCCUUCCAAACAGCUUCCCUUCCAAACAGGGGGGGGAGGGACAAGGGAUCCUUCCCUUCCAAACAGCAUCAUUCUCACCAACCCUCCUGGGUUUGGGAAGUGGAAGAAGAUGUUGGGGAGGAGGGGAGAACGUUGGGAAGAGGAGGUUGUUUGGGGGUAUAAUGGAAAUGGGAGUAGAGGGAGGGGGAGAGGGGGGAGGGACACAAAAAAUAGAGGAGAGUUUAAGGAAUGAAGAUGGGGGCCGUUCGCCCAUCUUUAUACUAUUUUAUUUUAUAGUUUAUUAUUUAUUUUCUCAUCAUUUAUUAUUUUAUUUUUUUAUUGUCACUAUUACAGCUGUUAAUAAAAAAAUAUAUUUCCUUUAA